Messenger RNA from Zasmidium cellare ATCC 36951, 2811 nucleotides. RefSeq lists its product as uncharacterized. The transcript has 6 exons. The coding region runs from base 1 to 2811 and encodes 936 amino acids. NCBI's taxonomy places the organism in Eukaryota, Fungi, Ascomycota, Dothideomycetes, Mycosphaerellales, Mycosphaerellaceae. The record is from RefSeq and is a predicted model, not a curated record.
AUGAGCGCUCUCUGGUUGCUGCUUUUGCUGUCUUCUUCCAGACUCGCUCGAGCGGCUUCAUCCACGGGUAUUGGCGGCUAUGUGGCACAAGGGGUGGGCAUGAGCACUGCUGCCGCGCCAGCCUUCACGGGGACGGCGACCGCCAACAACGACGAUGUGGACGUAUGCUAUUCGUCCUGGAACGAGUAUUGGUCUGCAAGUCAGGCCUCUUUCAACGCUUCUUACCUCCACGCAAACGUCACAUAUGUUCCUACAGCAACACAUGUCUCGACCGAAACAUACACAUUCUCUCAGCGUCCCGAAGCCACCUUCACCGAUGUCACUACCAUCGAUGAAACCACGCCGGUGAUCAAUGGCGGCUUCACCAUCAGCACCCAGACGAUAGACACGACCUCUACCACCCUCUACACGCAAUCCUAUAUGCCAGCUUAUACGGACACGUCCACGGAGACAUUCACAGAGCACGGCACGUCGGCCAUCGCGAAUACCACGAAGGUUUUUCCCAAGCCUACAUGCACGUUGCCGUCUGUUGUACAGGACUGCCAGAACAAGUGGGAGACGUACAUCACCAGCAGACUCGAGCCCUCGCCCACUCCACCACCCCAUUGCGAUAUCAACGCCGGCUUCGAGGGCCGCUUUGUCGGUAUCGAUGCCACUCCUGCGUGUGCAAAACCCUAUUGGUCUGCUGCUGCGUCUUACUACGAAAAGUUCGAAGAUGAGACAGUGGGGCUCAAGGCACCACUGUGUACAGCGGCCUCGAUCAGUGGAUCGCUCUGCCAAAGCGUGCGAGACGCGUAUCAAAUGAGCGAUGUGUUCGCACCGGCUUUACCGCGAGAAACCAUGGCGAAUUAUGCUUCGCAGUAUCUCUUCUUCAAUCAAGGUACACAGGGCUUGUUGCUGGGUAAUAAGACGGAAUGGAUCUGGCCAACUUCCUCGACGAUGGGCAAUGCUCCGAGCUGCACGCUGGGGUGUGGGCGGUGUGCGGUGACUGGUGGGACUGUGCAGUUGAUUUACUGGCCGCCGACUGCGACUCCAACCCCUACCCUGACUGCUAUGCAAGGCAACAAUGCUACGAUGAAGGCUAGGGCGACUGAAGCUCCGGUUGUUACGGUGGAGGCAUUGGGGACGACGUUCACGUCGCCGACUUUGUACAUUGCGUAUAAGUCGCUGUAUGCUGAGAAUGCAUGUGGGACUGUUGGCACACAGAUUGGAGAGACUAUCUUGGCUAUUCCGACCGACAAGCCUUUGUCUUCUGUUUAUGCGGGAACCGAACCAUGUGAUGCGCACUUUCGCGUAACCUCAGUAUGGACCGCCACAGCCCCCUUCAGCGUGCAAGACCUCCACGAGCCCGUCCCAUACAGCAUCUACUCCUCCCAACCAUGGUGCCAGACAUACCUGCGGAAUCACGGCUGUCAAGGCACCUGCCCAACAACAGCGCCCUACAAGCCCAUUCUCGUCGUCAACAACGACCUCCUGCGUGGUCUGCAGAGCGAUUGGAAUGACUGCUGGGGCGAUAUUCGUGGCGUGUAUGAUCCGCCUUUGGCGCUUACUGAGGCGAAGACGGAGAUUAAGCCUGGGAAUACGUUUGGUGGUCUGGAGCAGUCGGCGACGCCGGCGAGCGGACCGGUUUCUAAUAGUGCUGUUCCUACGGCGACUGCUACCUCUGAGGGUGUCCCGGCUAGUGCGAGUGGCGAGUUGCAACCAUCAGUGCCUAGGCAGCCGGAGUCGUCAAGUGUUCAGCAGGAGAGUGAGGCUCCUGAGAAGAGCGAGGCGACUACGGAGAGUAGUGCGCCUCCUCCACCACCAAAUCAGCCCUCUCAGACCGCGAGUCCGAGUGAACCAUCACCGUCAGUCCCUAGGCCUACCGAGCCCCCGGAGCAAAGUAACACACCUGCUCAGCCGUCUGAUCACCCAGCCCAGGCAUCAGAUCCGAGCGCACCAUCGUCAUCAGAUCCUCAGCCUACAAUCGCCAUCCUCGAUCCUCAAUCAGACUCGGCUUCCCCAACCGCCAUUAUCGUCGACCCUCAAUCAGCGUCUCCUUCGCCAAUGACAGGGUCACCCCAUGCUAUUCAAGUCGUUCAAGGGGAUCACACAGUUACUCUCACCGUGGGAGCCCCUGCCGUAACUACCGCGAGCUUUAUCGAUGCUGUUCAAGGACCGACUGUUGCGACUGUGGACAGUCAAGUCCUUUCAAUGGCCCCAGUACCACAACAGGAUGGCACUGUCCAAGUGGUCAAUGGUGCUUCCGCGGCAGUGCUGACGGUGGGAGCUCCUGCUGUCACGUUCGGCGGACAGGUCAUGUCUGCCGCAUCAUCUGGCGGUGGUGUGGUUGUUGGUACUGGAGCGGACGCUAGCACUAUCAAUGCGGUACAGGCUACGCAUCUCGAAGCAUUCACCAUGUCCGCGCUGCCAAGCGGCGUAACGGUCAUCAACGGAGACCAGACCGAGACACUCACCCCAGGCGACUCUGCAGUGACGAUUGGAACCGAAAUCCUCAGCGCUGCGUCCUCGGGCAAGGUCGUAAUCGGCACAGGAAGUGCUGCCAGCACUGUUGAUGUGACGCAGACUUCUUCUCCGUCAAUGCGCUCCUCUCAGGGCUCGCAGAGUUCAUCGCAGAGCUCACGGGGCAGUUCUGGAUCAUCAGCGAGCUCUAGCUCAUCGACAGCGAUCCCUUCGAGUACGAUUCCCAGCGAACGACCGAGUGAUACGACUGCGGCUGCGUCGUAUUCCAGUAGUGCGGCCUCAAGUCGAAACAUGGCAUCGUCGAGCGAGCUUGUGGCUGCACUGCUUUUUAUGGUGUUUGCUCUAUAA